CUGCACACGCAAACACACACGCACACGCAUGCACACACACACACGCACACACACACACAUACACACCUCCACGGAGCGAAACUUCCGAAAAGCAUGUGAUCGGGCUGCACAUUCAUCACAUUUGGCCAACUUUCAAUAAAGACGCACUGGAACGCACUUUUUUUUUUUCUUUCUUCCCCAUUGCAAAAAAACAACAACUUCGUGGUGUUGGAUUAGGUGUCACGGCUGUGGAAAAUUUACCCCGGGGGAGUUUUGAAAGAACAACAAGUUGCCGUCAUGUCGAGGUAUAACUUCUCGCUGUGCUUGAUGGUGCUCGCCUCCCUGGGACGGUCGGGGAGCGACGAGCCCAAUCUGCCGCUGCAGCCCCCCACGGACGCCGGGCCGUCGCUCCCGGACGAGGACGCCGGCGCCCACGAGUGCUCCGCCUGCGUGUGGCGGGAACAAAGCAAAGUGCUGCGGCUGGAGACCAUCAAGUCGCAGAUCCUCAGCAAGCUGCGCCUGAAGCAGGCGCCCAACAUCAGCCGCGAGGUGGUCAACCAGCUGCUGCCCAAGGCGCCGCCGCUCCAGCAGCUGCUGGACCACCACGACUUCCAGGGCGACGCCGCGUCCCAGGACGAGUUCAUGGAGGAGGACGAGUACCACGCCACCACGGAGUCAGUCAUCACCAUGGCGUCUGAGCCGGAGUCCAUGGUGCAGGUGAACGGAAAACCCAGCUGCUGCUUUUUCAAGUUCAGCCCCAAACUGAUGUUCACCAAGGUGCUGAAGGCCCAGCUGUGGGUGUACCUGCGCCCGCUGCAGCAGACCUCCACCGUCUACCUGCAGAUCCUGCGGCUCAAGCCCAUCACGGAGCAGGGCAGCCGCCACAUCCGCAUCCGCUCCCUGAAGAUCGAGCUCAACUCCCGGGUGGGCCACUGGCAGAGCAUCGACUUUAAGCACGUGCUGCAGAACUGGUUCAAGCAGCCGCACACCAACUGGGGGAUCGACAUCAACGCCUUCGACGAGAGCGGCAACGACCUGGCUGUUACCUCGCUGCGACCCGGGGAGGAGGGGCUGCAGCCGUUCCUGGAAGUGAAGGUUCUGGAGACGACCAAACGCUCUCGGAGGAACCUGGGCCUGGACUGCGACGAGCACUCCACCGAGUCCCGCUGCUGUCGCUACCCUCUGACGGUGGACUUCGAGGCCUUCGGCUGGGACUGGAUCAUCGCCCCCAAGCGCUACAAAGCCAACUACUGCUCGGGCCAGUGCGAGUACAUGUUCAUGCAGAAGUACCCGCACACUCACCUGGUGCAGCACGCCAAUCCCCGGGGCUCGGCGGGGCCCUGCUGCACCCCGACCAAGAUGUCGCCCAUCAACAUGCUGUACUUCAACGACAAGCAGCAGAUCAUCCACGGCAAGAUUCCCGGCAUGGUGGUGGAUCGAUGUGGUUGCUCUUAAGCUGCAAGGACGACACGCUUGUGCACGUUCACCAUUCCAUCAAAACACACAAAACCCAAACGAAGCCGUCCCCUGGCACAAGAACACACUCCUUGGCACCAGAUUUCACACACACACACACACACACACACACACACACACACACACACACACACACACACACACACACACACACACGCACGCACACAUGUCCUUGAUUCCAGCUUGUAAAAGUUCAAUCGAAACGAGGGACUGAGCCAAGGAAUUACGAAGUGAACGUGAGGAGUUGCAGAAGUAAGUUUUUAUGAAUCGUCCACGUCAGCCGACGGAGAUGACAUUUCAAGCUUGGUCCGUCCUGAGGGCACCAAGACCUGUUGGACACGACUCUAUGUCACACACUCUUACUCGCAGGUGAGCCACAGAACAAAACGCUUCGAGCAAAAUCAACAGCUACUCGUAGAAAUGCAGUGAAAUGUUGUUUACAGACGUCUUCAAACGUGACGCGGCGAAGAGAUCCAAAAACCAAAUCCCUAAUGUGUAACACCCUGGCGUGACCUUCUCGCGUAUCUACAAACCCUUUUCACUGCCGCUUUGAUCUCUUUCAUUUGGAGUCUUGUGAAAACUCCAAAAACUGCUAUUUGUGCUAAAGCAGCUGCUCGGCUUCGCUUGUACACUUGAGCCCAAAGUCGUCAGAUCCCGAAUAUUUAAUUGUUGUACUUUUAUCUUUUAGCUGGGAGAAAGUGGAGAAGACUGACUUCUGUCAAGUUCUCUGAAUGAAUCCGGCAAUCAUUCCCUGUAAUAUCAAUUCGUUUUUGAGUGAUCGGUACAUAACUAACUGUAUUUGAACGCCCAUCACCAGACUCGUUAUGGCGCCCACCAAGAAUUUCCUGUAAUAUCAAUUAGUUUUGGAGUAAUCGGUACAUAACUAACUGUAUUUGAACGCCCAUCACCAGACUUGUUAUGGCGCCCACCAAGAAUGUCCUGUAAUAUCAAUUAGUUUUGGAGUAAUCGGUACAUAACUAACUGUAUUUGAACGCCCAUCACCAGACUCGUUAUGUCGCCCACCAAGAAUUUCCUGUAAUAUCAAUUAGUUUUGGAGUAAUCGGUACAUAACUAACUGUAUUUGAACGCCCAUCACCUGACUUGUUAUGGCGCCCACCAAGAAUGUCCUGUAAUAUCAAUUAGUUUUGGAGUAAUCGGUACAUAACUAACUGUAUUUGAACGCCCAUCACCUGACUUGUUAUGGCGCCCACCAAGAAUGUCCUGUAAUAUCAAUUAGUUUUGGAGUAAUCGGUACAUAACUAACUGUAUUUGAACGCCCAUCACCAGACUCGUUAUGUCGCCCACCAAGAAUUUCCUAGAAAAUAGUCAGCAUUUUUUGCCACUUUUUGUCAUUUCCAGCUAAAGAAAAACAUUUUCAUGUAAAAAAGCAAACAAAAAAAAUUCACUUUAAUCCUUAGAAUGUUGCUAGUUUAUGAAUACUUUGCAGCCUAAGUGUACAUUGGGAAGGUGAGCAGGAAUCAAAACAAAGAAAUUCCCGAUAAUGUUAAUAAGAGUCAUUGAUGUAAAUAAAAAACGUAUAAAAGUUCAUGGCUGACGAAUAAAACGUGCGCUGCAGUGUUCAUAUUUCAGUUGAUUUGCUCAAAUACUCACAGCUUCCAAUGCAAAAGAGAACGUUCUUCACGCCGCUCACUGUCGUUAGGAAGCCUAUUGGAAGAAGUCUCUCCGACCCACGUCCCGUUCCUAAUGACGUGACAUUGGAGGAAGUCUCUCCGACCCAUGUCCCAUUCCUAAAGACGUGAUAUCGAAAGAAGUCUCUCCGACCCACGUCCCGUUCCUAAAGACGUGAUAUUGGAACAAGUCUCUCCGACCCACGUCCUGUUCCUAUUGACAUGUCAUUGGAGGAAGUCUCUCCGACCCACGUCCCAUUCCUAAAGACGUGACAUCGGAGGAAGUCUCUCUGACCCAUGUCCCUUUCCUAAAGACGUGAUAUCGAAAGAAGUCUCUCCGACCCACGUCCCGUUCCUAAAGACGUGAUAUUGGAAGAAGCGACCCACGUACCGUUCCUAAAGACGUGAUAUUGUCAGUGCUUGAGUACAGUAGAGGUUAGUCAAGUCAAAGUGUGUCUUUGUCUCCUGGAUGUCCGAGCAGAGACAUCCAUUUGUUGUAAACGAAAGCACUAUGCUGUUGGAUAAAGGAAGAGCCUUCUGACAUUAUUAUAUAUAUAAAUGAUAUAUGUAUAUAUUUCAAGAAAAAAGGAGUACAAAAAACUUUUUUGGGGGGGGGCACUCGACCUUACCAACAAUAAAUUUUGCACUAUGGCAUGAGGAGGUAAAGUGUUGUUUGUGUGUGAGCUUGUACAGUAGCCCAGACUCUGCAAGCGUUCACACCAACUAGCGAGCUUAGCACGCCGUCUUUGGUGCAUCACACUUUUCCUGACUUUUGUCCGAAGCGGGGACCUGUCCACACAUACUGUGCAAAAAAUUACAAGACGCCGCAAAAGAGUUCCCUUUCACACACCAAUUUAAGGCCCGGGAAGUUUUUACAAAGUUUAACUUUUUUUUACCCUUUAUGAGAUUUUUUUUAUUAGCAGCAUAUGCUACAAUCGUCAAAAUUAUGAAGACAUUUAGGGACGCGGUCUUAAAAUACGGCGAAUCUACAGAAUACGGUGGUACCUCGCUUGUCGCUAGUAAUCUGCUUCAAAAGGUCAAACAUAAACCAAAUCGUGUCGAUCCAUUUCAUUCGUCUUAGACAUCCAAAAAUAAAAACACAUUUUAUAGAGAGAAAUUCCUAAAAUUCACAGUAAUACACUGUAAAAACAACUUUACAGCAAAAGAAAACUGGCAGUUUAGUCACCAAAAUUCUACCGUAAAUCUAUGAUGGUUUUUUUAAAUAUUACUGUAAAUUUCAAAAGUUUUAAUUGAGCGGCCAGUUUUUUACCAUUUUAAAGUGUUUUUUCCAUUUACAGUAAUUCACUGUAAAAGCAACAACCGUAGAUUUUACAGCAAAAAAAAACCAAGUUGACAGAAUUUUACCAUAAAUGUUUUUUUGGUUUUUUUAAUUACAGCAUUAUGCUUGAAAAAAAACACUGUAAAUAUUACAGUUAAAUCUUUUUUGUACAAUUUGAUGGAUAAAUUGCUUUGAAAUCCUAAUUGAAGCAGAUAUUGAAGUAUUUAUUGCAGCUUUCCGCUGUACUCGAUUAAAAUACAAAACAAGACUGAGCACCAACUUGUGAACUCACAGAGUACCGAGACGUGUCCGAAAAACUAAAUCAGCGUGCGAGAAGCCAAGGUACCACCGUGUAAGACUUUCUCUUUUUCAAUUGAACGACUGAAAUACAGUCGGAAAGGGAUUCAUUUGUCACGGUUUACCUAACACAUGAAAUGUGACAAAUUGGGGGGGCUGCACUAUCCACUUGAGCAGUCAGAGUGUUGAAUAUCUUAAAAUGUGUUUUUGUGGCAAUUCCAACUUUGUCGAGUGGCGCUUUCCGUCAUGUCCAGCAGACUGCAUUGCAAAAUUAUGAACCCCCUCCUCCUCCUCUCACGUGAGAUCCACUCAGGAACGGGGCCGUGUGAAUCCCUUCCCUACUGUACAUGAACUUUCUUUCAAGAUAUUCUAAUGGUCUUCAGUCCGGGUCCCGCACGAUCUAGUCCUGCGCCAAAACCUUGGGCGACAAGUCCCGUGUGUGACGCCAUGAUGCUUUAACUGGAAAUGUCCCCGCUCAUGAGGCUAGCCAGACCUGGUCCACGUGUCCAAAGUCCUUCAGGCGUGUUUGAAGGGGCGGAGCUAUCCAGGGAUCCAAAGUGGAGGAGGACAAGUUGUGGUGCGAGAACUUUUGGAACCAGAACGCUGGGACUGGUCAGUCCUAUUUAUUCCUUCUCACCACAAAGUCUGUCUACCUCACUCAGCCGCCUUUUGGAAAUUCUAAGUGUAAAUGUCACCUGUAAGAAGCCCCGCCCCCAGAAAGAUGGGUCCCUGUAUUCUCUGGUUGGCCCCCAGGUGUAGUUACUAGCUGUGGCCACCAGGGCUUCACUCCUGCUGCCAUGGAGUCUUUGUGUCCUUUCCCGUGUGCGAGUGUUGUGUACAUAAAGUUUGUCACCUGAACACAUGAUGUUUGUUUGUCACCUGAACACAUCAUGUUUGUCACCUGAACACAUCAUGUGUGUUUGUCACCUGAACACAUCAUGUUUGUCACCUGAACACAUCAUGUGUGUUUGUCACCUGAACACAUCAUGUUUGUCACCUGAACACAUCAUGUUUGUUUGUCACCUGAACACAUCAUGUUUGUCACCUGAACACAUCAUGUUUGUUUGUCACCUGGACACAUCAUGUUUGUCACCUGAACACAUCAUGUUUGUCAUCUGGACACGUCACCUGAACACAUCCUGUUUGUCACCUGAACACAUCAUGUUUGUUUGUCAUCUGGACACGUCACCUGAACACAUCCUGUUUGUCAUCUGGACACGUCACCUGAACACAUCCUGUUUGUCACCUGAACACAUCAUGUUUGUUUGUCACCUGAACACAUCAUGUUUGUUUGUCAACUGGACAAAUCAUGUUUGUCACCUGAACACAUCAUGUUUGUUUGUCACCUGGACACAUCAUGUUUGUCACCUGAACACAUCAUGUUUGUCAUCUGGACACAUGUCACCUGAACACAUCAUGUUUGUCACCUGUUUGUCACCUGAACACAUCAUGUUUGUUUGUCACCUGAACACAUAAUAUUUGUUUGUCACCUGAACACAUCAUGUUUGUCACCUGGACACAUCAUGUUUGUCAUGUGGACACAUGUCACCUGAACACAUCAUGUUUGUCACCUGGUUGUCACCUGAACACAUCAUGUUUGUUUGUCACCUGAACACAUCAUGUUUGUUUGUCACCUGGACAUAUCAUGUUUGUCACCUGAACACAUCAUGUUUGUUUGUCACCUGGACUCAUCAUGUUUGUCACCGGAACACAUCAUGUUUGUCAUCUGGACACGUGUCACCUGAACACAUCAUGUGUGUCACCUGUUUGUCACCUGAACACAUCAUGUUUGUUUGUCACCUGAACACAUAAUAUUUGUUUGUCACCUGAACACAUCAUGUUUGUCACCUGGACACAUCAUGUUUGUCACCUGAACACAUCAUGUUUGUCACCUGGACACAUAAUGUUUGUCACCUAUUUGUCACCUGGACACGAAAUGUUUGUCACCUGAACACAUCAUGUUUGUCACCAGGACACAUAAUUUUUGUCACCUGUUUGUCACCUGGACACAAAAUGUGUGUCACCUAGACACAUAAUGUUUGUUUGUCACCUGAACACAUCAUGUUUGUCACCAGGACACAUAAUGUUUGUCACCUGUUUGUCACCUGGACAAAAAAUGUGUGUCAUCUGGACACAUAAUGUUUGUCACCUGGACACAUGUCACCUGAACACAUCAUGUUUGUCACCUGUUUGUCACCGGAACACAUCAUGUUUGUCACCUGGACACAUUAUGUGUGUCCCCUGUUUGUCACCUGGACACAAAAUGUUUGUCACCUGAACACAUAAUGUUUGUCACCUGGACACAUCAUAUUUGUCACCUGGACACAAAAUGUUUGUCACCUGGACACGAAAUGUUAGUCACCUGGACAUAUCAUAUUUGUCACCUGGACACAAAAUUUUUGUCACCUGUUUGUGUCUUGGACACAAAAUGUUUGUCACCUGGACACGAAAUGUAUGUAAUCUGUUUGUCACCUGGACACAAAAUGUUUGUCACCUGGACAGGUUCACCGCUUCUUCAUUCUUUGUGUAGUUGGAGAGGAUUCAGCCACCUUGUAGUUUGAUGAACAACUGUUCUU
This is a messenger RNA of Nerophis lumbriciformis (worm pipefish), 7235 nucleotides long. It is a transcript of the gene gdf11, whose product is annotated as growth differentiation factor 11. Gene Ontology annotation, molecular function: cytokine activity; growth factor activity. Gene Ontology annotation, cellular component: extracellular region. NCBI's taxonomy places the organism in Eukaryota, Metazoa, Chordata, Actinopteri, Syngnathiformes, Syngnathidae. The record is from RefSeq and is a predicted model, not a curated record.